This is a messenger RNA of Cataglyphis hispanica, 2017 nucleotides long. RefSeq lists its product as uncharacterized. Gene Ontology annotation, molecular function: ubiquitin protein ligase binding. Bases 107 to 1615 code for a protein of 502 amino acids. The record is from RefSeq and is a predicted model, not a curated record. NCBI's taxonomy places the organism in Eukaryota, Metazoa, Arthropoda, Insecta, Hymenoptera, Formicidae. The transcript is spliced from 7 exons. Gene Ontology annotation, cellular component: cytoplasm. Gene Ontology annotation, biological process: proteasome-mediated ubiquitin-dependent protein catabolic process; regulation of proteolysis.
AAGGUCACUCACGAAGAAUUCACAACACAUAUUCGUUAAACGAUAUUUUUUUGUGUGGCUGAUAACAUAUUGAAUCUCAUAGGCAUAUAAACAUAACUUGUGCUGUAUGUUAGUUGAUCUGCUGAGUGAUCAGGUGAUUCUAACUGUGCCGACGAACGAUUGUCAACAUAACUUUGAAAUUUCGAAUAAUUUGAUUUAUUUUGCUCUGAUUUCUAUAAACGGAAAACAUAGAAAUAUAAUGGAAGAACAAGAUAAACAUAAUUCUUCUAUAAAAAAAUCAGAUAAUAUUUCCACUGAAGCUUCUACAGAAGAAAAAAAGAAUUCUUCUAUAAAAGAAUCAGAGAAUAUUUCCAUUGAAGCUUCUUCAGAAGAAAAAAAAAAAUCUUCUAUAAAAGAAUUAGAGAAUAUUUCCACUGAAGCUUCUUCAGAAGAAAAAAAGAAUUCUUCUAUAAAAGAAUCAGAGAAUAUUUACAUUAAAGCUUCUUCAGAAGAAAAAACGAAUUCUUCUAUAAAAGAAUCAGAGAAUAUUUCCACUGAAGCUUCUACAGAAAAAAAAGAGACAGAACCUAUAUUACCUAUAUUUUUAUGUAAGAAGAGUUUUCUUCAAUCACACUAUACCGAAUUAAUUACGAUCGAGUACAAUUGGGAAAUUCCUCACUUUUAUGAAGUUGGUAAAUCUAUAAGCAAAUUUAUUUCUCCAUCGUUUCCAGAAAAUGCACAAUAUCAGAUUGAAAUAAAUGUUUUCUCAUCUCAAUCAGAACUACGUGGCUUAUUUGAUUGGCCAGAAAAAAAAAUUCUUAAGCCACGUCAAUCACAAAGACUAAGAUUUUAUAUAAGAACUAAAGCAGCAUUUGUAGGUUCUUGUGAGAUUUUCUGUACUAAAUUAGAGAAAGUAGAUUCACUUAUAUCGACAGAUGUAGUUUACAUAGAAAAAAAGAGGUUAUUAGGUGAUAGCGAAAUUCUGGAACACGUAACGCCGCUUGAAUUGCAUUUUAAAUUUGAGAUAUUAUAUUGUUUUUCAAAUAUAUAUAUAAAUUCGCUUCCAUUAUUCGCAACAAAAGAUUUGAAAUCUGAAAGAUCAAUCCUUGAUGAUUAUAAUUUAAACUUUAAUGAUGAAGAAUCGCUUGAAUUUAUUAUAGAUGGCGAGCAUUAUAGUAUAAUCAAAAGUAUAUUAUGCGCUGGAAGUAAUUAUUUUAAAUAUUUAUGUAGUAUACAAGAAGACAUAACAAAUGAAUUAAUAAUAAAGGAUAGACCAGAAGCUUUUAAACAAAUGUUGUCAUUUAUCGUGAUUGAUUUAGUAUUGCAAUUUACUGAUUACUUAGAAGAGUGGGUAUGUGAAAGUCGUAUAAUCCCAGACUUACUAAUAGUAGCUGACAAAUAUGAUGUGCAAAAUCUUAAAUUUAUAUGUGAAAGUCUUCUGCUAAAAAAUCUUGCAGUUGAAAAUGCUUCGGAACUUAUAGAACUUGCGACUGUAAGUGAUACAAAACGCUUAAGAAAAACUGUAACAAACUUUAUUAAAUCCUGCAAAGAAAAAUUUGUAUUAACUAAAACAUUUCUAUCUUUACGACGAGACCGAAGAUAUAAGAUACUUAAAAUGAUUGCGGAAUCAGAAUAAGAAAUAAUUUUCCAUUCUAAACAUUCUGUAUCCAUUUAGUAUAAUUAUUUGCAUCUGUUAAUACAGUAUUUAAACUUAUAAUAUUAUAAUCAACAGCGAACACUAGAUGCAACUAAUCAUGUAUAAAAACUUUAUUUUUUAUAUUUAUUCAUAUUAUUAAUAUAAACGAUUAAUAAGACUUUGUAUUGUAUAUGUAUUAAUGAAUGUAUUUAUUUUAUAAGCUUAUGUUAAAAAUUUCUAUUUACUUAGCAAUUGUGUCAUAACAAAUAUAUUACAAGUUUUAAUUUUAAUAAUUGCAAAAAUUUAUAAUAUAUAUAAAAAAGUGAUAGAUUAAAUUUUAAAUAUGUAUAAAACUUAUAUUUUGUUUAUAUGUACUAAAACUUUUUGUUAAAUAUAAUUUAA